CGUUUCGCCGCUCAGAAACAUGCAGACUACCGCACAAGUGAAUUCCGCCUAUUUUCCCAUUCAUUCCUGUACAAAAGCAAACAGGGGAGACUUGCUUUAACUGUCCUGCUCUUCACCAAAAGCUCUUUUCCUCUCCCUCUCUCUGCGUUUCUCGCUCAAACCCUUUUCCCCCUCCAGUACUUUUUUCCUGCCCCUCUCUAUUUAUGAAAACGUCACUUCAAGUCCCUCCCUGUUUGAAUCUCAUUAGGUUUUUUUUCUUGUGUGUUUCUCCCUGUCAAUAAUCCCGAAUCCAGACUCUCUCUAUUUCCAUCCCUCUCUAUCUGUCAAUCAGCGCCGCCUUUGAACUGAAAACCACUCCGACCAACUUCAACUCCCUCAAUCCGAGCGCCUCAGCUCCGUCUCCGGCUUCUGUUUCUGCCAAGAUUGCCCUCUUCUUUUUGAGUUUUGAACACUCACCCAGCCAAACGCCACUGCGAGUCCCUAAACUUAAAACUCGGGAUUCGGGGAUCACACCAAGAUCAAGGGUUUAAAAACUUUUGGGUGUUUUUGGCCCCCCGCAAAAUUAGCGCUCCUCGGGAAAAAUGCCGCAGCUGAACGGCGGUGGAGGGGACGAUCUGGGUGCGAACGAUGAAAUGAUUUCCUUCAAAGACGAAGGCGAGCAGGAGGAAAAGAUCUCGGAGAACUCCUCAGCAGAAAGGGAUUUAGCAGAUGUCAAGUCUUCUCUCGUAAACGAGUCGGAAACGAAUCAAAACAGCUCUUCGGAUUCCGAGGCGGAAAGACGGCCUCCGCCUAGAUCUGAAAGUUUCAGAGACAAAACAAGAGAAAGUUUAGAGGAGGCUGCGAAAAGGCAAGAUGGAGGGCUGUUCAAGAGCCCACCGUACCCGGGCUAUCCAUUUAUAAUGAUUCCCGACCUCACGAGCCCGUACCUCCCGAACGGAUCGCUCUCACCCACCGCGCGCACAUAUCUACAGAUGAAAUGGCCCCUGCUAGAUGUUCAAGCAGGAAGUCUUCAGAGUAGACAAGCACUUAAAGAUGCCAGGUCACCUUCUCCAGCACACAUCGUUGGGCCCUUCUGCUUGGAAUUCCCCGGACAGGCUGAUCUGAGUCUUCACCAAUUUCAUUUGUCUAAUAAGGUCCCCGUGGUACAGCACCCUCACCAUGUGCACCCGCUCACACCUCUGAUCACCUACAGCAAUGAGCACUUCACGCCUGGGAACCCCCCUCCACAUCUACAGGCAGACGUGGACCCCAAAACAGGAAUCCCAAGGCCUCCACAUCCUUCAGAUAUAUCCCCCUACUACCCCCUGUCACCUGGCACUGUAGGCCAGAUUCCCCAUCCGCUAGGAUGGUUAGUACCACAGCAAGGUCAACCAGUUUACCCAAUCACGACGGGAGGUUUCAGACACCCCUACCCAACUGCCCUCACUGUCAAUGCAUCCAUGUCAAGUCUUCUCUCCUCCAGGUUCCCUCAUCACAUGGUGCCCCCCCACCACAGUUUGCACACCACAGGGAUCCCCCACCCAGCCAUCGUCACGUCCAACGUCAAGCAGGAGUCCUCUCACAGUGACAUCGGCUCCCUCAACAGCUCGAAACAUCAGGAUGCGAAAAAAGAGGAGGAAAAGAAGAAGCAGCCACACAUAAAGAAACCUCUGAACGCGUUCAUGCUUUACAUGAAGGAAAUGAGAGCCAAAGUGGUGGCUGAAUGCACACUGAAAGAGAGCGCAGCUAUCAACCAGAUCCUAGGCCGAAGGUGGCAUGCUCUGUCUCGAGAGGAGCAGGCCAAAUACUACGAGUUAGCCAGGAAAGAGCGACAGCUUCACAUGCAGCUGUACCCCGGCUGGUCGGCACGAGACAACUAUGCGGGUAACUAUCAGGGGAAAAAGAAGAAGAGAAAAAGGGAAAAGCAGGCAGGAGAGGGCAAUGAGCACAGAGAAUAUUUUCCAAACCCUUGCCUUUCACUCCCUCCGAUUACAGAUCUGAGCGCCCCAAAGAAGUGUCGCGCACGCUUCGGGCUCGACCAGCAGAAUAACUGGUGUGGCCCAUGCAGGAGAAAAAAGAAGUGCAUUCGCUACAUUCAAGGUGAAGGCAGCUGUGCCAGUCCUCCUUCUUCGGACGGAAGCUUACUAGAUUCCCCCCCAAUCUCCCCCUCAAUGGUCUCUCCCUCCCCGUCCUCGAAAGAGUCCAAACCACGGACUGAACAAAUGCAACCUCUCUCACUGACUAUGAAACCGCCCCCCCUGCUCUCGUCAUCCCAACACCAACACCUCUCCAUGGCUCCGCCUCCACCUUUAGCUCUGUUGGACAACUCCGGGCCGUGCAAAACAUCCGGCUCGGCACACAACGGCUCCUUGGACCCCUCAGACAUGUCUUUGUCCCGACCCACAGGCUCCGCCUCCUCCAGACCUACAUCGGCGUGUCAUUCCCACUCUCUGCUGCCCAGCUCCGCCACGACGCAACCCCUUUCACUCGUAACCAAGUCGAUAGAUUAACUUCAUUGUUUUUUUAAAACCAGCUUUCUCUGUCUGUCCGUCUGUCGCGUGUCUUUUCUUUUUUCAUUCUGUGUUCCGAUUCUCUUGUUUUUACUGUGCGAUAUGGCUUUGAAAAUUUCGUUAAUUCUUUAUCAAAGUUCAUUGGUCAAUAUUUGACCUGUCAUUAUCUAAAAAAAAUGAAAUUAUUAUGAUUAAAUAUUGAUAAUUAAAUACACUAAGUUGUAAAGUAUAGCUUUGUGAAUCUGCCAAUUUUUUUAUGAAUUUUUUGGGUUCGUUUUUGUUCAUGUUUUGCUUUUUGUUUUACAGCUGUACAACAGAAAAAUGCAUAGUUGUUAUGUAGUUUUACAUAGACAUGUUUAAAGACAGAUAUACAAAGUAGGUGAGGAUUCGAUGAGCCCUUUUCUCAAAGAAUUGGUUCUCCUUCAUUAUUUGUAUUAAAUACGAGCUUGUGAACCAAUCAUUUUACAGCUAUCCAAAACUCAGAGGGCACGAGGACCGUGGAGACACCUUUCCAAUUGAGGAACAACUUUAAUCGUGAUGUUACUUGUUCUUGUUUAAAUGUACAGAAAUAUGGGGGGUUACUGUGUUAAUAUGCAUUGUUCCAUUGCAUUGUCUGUUUUAGCUUUUUUUUUUUUUUUUUGGUGUUGUUUACCAGAGGGAGGGAAGUUGACUCGGGUUGGGAUGGGCGGACUUGAUUGGAUGGGUGUUUUGGGGUGGGGGGUUUUGGGAUAUUCAAGACAAACUGUCACAAUGCUAGGACCAGUAGUAUUUAUUGCUUUAGAGAUUGCUUGUCGUAUCUUGUAUGUUGUCCCUUUUUGAAAUAUUUUCCUUUUCUUAAUACAUUGUAUAAAUAUUCUUUUUCUUAACGUAAACAACUCAUAUAUAUAUAUAUAUAUAUAUAUAUAUAUAUGAUCCAUUUUUACAAUGAGGUUUUGAAGUUUCAAAUGAUUUGCUUUGACAUGAAUUAAAUUUUUAUUUUUUUAUUUUUGUUGUUAUUUUUUUUUAAACCAGGAUGCCACAUAAACUACAGUGUAGAUUCUCAAAAAAAAAAAAACAUUUAAAAGCAAAAAACAACAACGAACAGAUGUAUGCACAAUUUAAUUUCUAGAAACAUAUCUAUAAGCCAUUUAACUCUAGGUGAAAAGGAAACUUGAAAUGGGGACGGUGGGUUCCAUGUCUUCAGCAGUCGAAUUUUGUCUCAAGCCCUUCUUUUCUAUUGCACAGUCUCAUCUCCGCCGGACUGUAGAAUUGUGUACAGAUUUUUUCCCGUGCCAAAAUUUGUGAUAAUUUUAUCUCCACCUCUUGCGACGCUGUAGGUUAUUUCGUUGUCCAAUGUUUUUUUUUUUUUUUUCAACCAUAAUUUGCUGUGACGUUACAUAGAUUGCUAUGUAUGUAGUAUAAAUGUUGCUAUAACAAAUGUGUUUGGUAGCAGAUUGUCAAAUAAUAAAAUUUAAACUUAAUAAAAGACGGACGUCAUACUGUAUAAACCUUGAAGGGCCAAAUUAUGUAUAUUAGGAGGUUCAUAAAAAAACUAUUAAAUACUACAAAAAAAACACAAACUGCCACUUUUAAGUACACUACUACAUAUAGGUAGAUAGAACAAUAGGCAUGUUGAUGUUGCAAGAAGCUGUAAAAAAGCUACAAGAGAAUCAUUCAUUCGGUGCCAUUGUAGUUGACAUGACGCAACUGUACCCGUCGAUUACUUCUCUGGUUUAUUAAGAUGCUAAUGAUGAAUAGUUUGAAUGUUUCCUUAACGGCUGUGAUGUUCCUGUUCUCUUUUAUGCUCUUAUAUUUUUUAUUUUGGUUUUUAUUUCAUUUUUUCUUUUUUUCAUUUUGUUUUCCAUUAUUUGAAAUGGUUCCCAAAAACCAUGUUUUGUAAUGAAUAAAUGUUAAUGCUGUACAGUCUCUGUAGCAUGCAGUUCUGUAUUAAUAAAAGCGAGUUAGUAUGUGAACUUG
Molecule: messenger RNA, 4445 nt
Organism: Carassius gibelio (silver crucian carp)
Lineage: Eukaryota; Metazoa; Chordata; Actinopteri; Cypriniformes; Cyprinidae
Product: transcription factor 7-like 2
Exons: 15
Coding region: 582-2489 (635 amino acids)
Biological process (GO): canonical Wnt signaling pathway; regulation of transcription by RNA polymerase II
Cellular component (GO): beta-catenin-TCF complex; catenin-TCF7L2 complex
Molecular function (GO): RNA polymerase II cis-regulatory region sequence-specific DNA binding; DNA-binding transcription factor activity, RNA polymerase II-specific
Source: RefSeq, a predicted model, not a curated record